AUGAAAGGAUCAAACGAUUUUGGUGGUGUUCUUAUCGCUAUCCACAAAUCAAUCAACGCACAACGAGUAAAAUCUUUUGACGAUAUCGAAAAUUUAAUUGUUCUAGAGAUAGGCGAGGGCUCAAGUCGGUUUCAACUGGUCACUUGUUACUCGCCGCCACUCGAAGAAAUACCUUUCGAUAUUUUUGAUCAAAUCUUAGCAAGGAACAAACGCACCAUUCUUACUGGUGAUCUUAACGCAAAGCACCGCGCUUGGUCAAAGUCAGUUGAAAAUCCAAAAGGUUUAAAAUUGUUCAAGUGGUUAACACGUGACAAAUCACAUUGUGCACUGAACGUCAUCAACAAAUUUGUCCCCACGUCAACACGCUCGAUCGCCACAAUCGAUCUUGUAAUAGCACCCACAUUUCUCGCCAACAACACUUUCUCAGUUCUUCCAUCGAUUGGUAGUGAUCACCAUCCGGUCAUCUGGCACUCAUCCAUCGAAGCAAGCACCAAACACAUCUUACACCCCAUCAAGCGCACCCGAUGGAAACUUCUCGAAAUCUUCCUCACCUUUACGGGAUCAUUUUGGCAAUCUCUUGCUUCGACAAUGUCUCACUCAGCGGAUUAUUUCACUCUUUAUGAGCGUUUCCUAUCAUUAGCUGCCAGUCGGGUCACUUUCGUCUCGCAUCAACAAGCAUUUAAACCGUCGUUACCACCUGAAUUAGUGAAAGCUAUCGAACACAAACGAUCAAUACUCAAACUUUACCGUCGAACGGGGCAUCCGUUCUUCGUAAAUGCACUCCGGAGUAUGACCAAGAUCGUCCAGAAACAACUGUUCGAACAUAAGAGAAACAGCUGGAUGGAGUACUGCAACUCCUUCAAUGAAGGCAAUGUCAAAUCUUUCUGGAAAAAGACCAAACACCAUUUCAAGAACAAAAGUGAAUCAAUCGAAGGUUUUAUCAACAGCAACAACAGCACCAUAACUACCUUACCAGCGGAUAUGUGCAAAAUCGCAAAGGAUUUCUACAGCGAACAAUUCACCAACCACACAAGUUCGCACACAAACAUUGAAGUUCAAGCGGAAAAGGUGGAAAAGGAAAUCGAAGAAGCGCUCCGCAACUCGCCACCAGCACAUAUCGAAAUCGCUUUCGAUCAGCUUCGGCAUGCCAUUAAAACAUUAAAGAACAAGAGUUCCUGUGGUCUAGACGGAGUCUCAAACAAGAUACUCAAACUUUUACCACCAAACCAUCUGACAACAGUCCACUCGUGCAUGAACAAUUUCGCACGUACACUGAAAACACCUGAUAAUUGGCACAUUGCUCGAAUGAUCUUGCUGUCGAAAGCCAAAUCAAAAACUAUCAAAAUCGAUGAAACUCGGCCCAUCUCAUUACUGUCGUGCUUUUCAAAGAUCUUCGAAAAAUGUUUUAUGAUCCAAUUUAGACAAUGGAUACACGAUCAAGGUAUUCUACCUGCAGAACAAAGCGGUUUUCGUCCCGGCCAUAAUAUGGCAGUUCGCCUAGUUUCUAUUGUAGAUCAGAUAGGCCAAUGCCUUUCUAAGAACACGGCAGCAGCUGCACUCUUCGUCGACUUCCGUUCAGCUUUCAACCAAACCUGGUUUGGUGGACUUUGGCUAAAGCUGAACAACUUGCAUUGUCCACUGCACUUCAUCGCCUGGUUACGGCACUACAUGAAAGACAGAAAGGCUUAUAUCGACAUUAAAAAUUCGACAUCCGACCUAUUCAUACUCGAAAAAGGCGUCCCUCAAGGCAGUUGCAUCGGGCCGCUGUUGUUCAUUGUGUACCAUUUCGACAUUCUCGAAUCAUUAAAAACCAUCCAUUACAAACAUCUUUUCGCCGACGAUUUAGCUAUUGUAAUCGCACCAUCACCCUAUUUGGCGUCAGCAAGCAUGAUUCUAGACCUUACGGAGCAAAUCAAACAAGUUCUUAAACAUCUAAUCGAUUAUGCUAACAAAUGGAAACAACCGAUCAAUUUUAGCAAAACAUUUUGGACAUUAUUCCACCGUCAAGUUGCUCCGAAAACACCUAGCAUCGAAUUCGAAGGUCAAACAAUCCAUCACACCAAAAAUUUUAAAUAUCUUGGAACGAUCCUAGACGCAAAACUAUCUUUUUCAGAGCAUAUUGAUUACAUCAAGGCAAAGCUACAGUCGAACCUGAACAUCUUCAAAAAACUAGCUUACAGUCGUAUGCUUAACGAAAAAUCGAAAUCUCGGCUAUUCAACGCUUUCAUCAGACCUCACUUUCAAUCACUGCUCAACGUCUAUCCAAUUCUCUCACCGUCUAAACAAAAGUCGCUAGAAGGUUUUAAUCGUAAAAUCUACAGAACAAUGCAUCUUUGGUUUGACGCUAGAAAUAUUGAAAUUGAACAUCUUCCGACGUAUCAAUCAAUAUCGAAUUUGGUAAAUAAACAUUGGGACAAACUAUCGGCAACGAUUUUGCGCACCAACCCAGAUAUUAUCGAAGAUUUUCUACAACACAAGCUCUCAAUAUUAUAUAUGAGAGAAUACUUAACAAACCCGACAUUAUCUGACAAACGGAAAAAGAUCUUUAGAAAAGGAAGAAUCGGUAAAAACAUCCGUAAAUUAAUUACCGAGAACAAGCUCUCUCUGUUCGAUCACGUUCUCUGCUACAAGUCGUGA
Messenger RNA from Adineta ricciae, 2637 nucleotides. The record is from the annotation of a GenBank genome assembly. Lineage: Eukaryota; Metazoa; Rotifera; Eurotatoria; Adinetida; Adinetidae.